UUAAACACUUGUACAAGAUUUGGAAUGCCAUUAAAUGAAGUUGGAUCAUUGUUUUUAUGCAAAUUACUACCACCCAAUCUUCACAGAAAAUGGGGAUGAUUCAGGCUGUUCUUCUUGGCAUUGGAAUAAUAGGAAAUAUAACUUGCAUGGCACUUUAUCUAUCACCCAUACCAACUUUUAAAAGGAUAAUCAAGGAGAAAGACACGGGUCAGUUUUCUGCUUUCACUUAUGUGUGCAGUUUGUUCAAGUGUUUACUUUGGACAUUGUAUGGUCUGCCAAUCAUUACAGACAACAACAUUACAAUUGCCACCAUGAAUGGCAUUGGAAUAGCUUUUGAGAUGGUUUAUGUGCUCAUCUAUCUCGUAUAUGCCCCACAGGCUGAGAAGAUUCGAGUAGGGGCAAUGGAGGCGGCAUCUCUUACAUCUUUCUUUGUAUUGGCUGCAUGUGUUGUAACAGUGGUACCCAAGAGCAGAAGAUCCCUCAUACUGGGAGUUUUCUGCGUUGCUUUGAACAUUUUAAUGUAUGCUGCUCCCUUGUCUGUACUUAAACAAGUUAAACAAAACAAGAGUGCAAGCAGCAUGCCUUUCCUUGUAUCUUUGUUCACCCUUGUAAAUUCAGCAGUCUGGCUGGCUUAUGGUAUACUCAAGAUAGAUGUUUUUGUCAUUAUACCAAACGGAUUGGGUGUGUUGCUUGGAACUAUUCAAAUUAUUGUGUUUUACAUAUAUACAAAGGAUCCCAAAAUCUCAACAAAAGUGGAACAAAAUGGCAAUAAUAAGAUUGUAGGGAGUCACCAAAAUGGUAUUUGUAAACUCACAGAGAUUCCAGAUAUGGUUUGAAAUCAUGGGCUUCUGGCAUGUUUGAGAUUGUUCUAUUUUUUUUUUAGGUUGUUCAGAACAUUAAUAAAUGGAUUUUCUCUCCUUCAAAAAUAAUUGAUGUUAAAAAAAAUAAAAAUAAUAGA
Molecule: messenger RNA, 958 nt
Organism: Cryptomeria japonica (Japanese cedar)
Lineage: Eukaryota; Viridiplantae; Streptophyta; Pinopsida; Cupressales; Cupressaceae
Product: bidirectional sugar transporter SWEET7b-like
Exons: 6
Coding region: 57-836 (259 amino acids)
Biological process (GO): carbohydrate transport
Cellular component (GO): membrane
Molecular function (GO): sugar transmembrane transporter activity
Source: RefSeq, a predicted model, not a curated record